Molecule: messenger RNA, 4440 nt
Organism: Melitaea cinxia (Glanville fritillary)
Lineage: Eukaryota; Metazoa; Arthropoda; Insecta; Lepidoptera; Nymphalidae
Exons: 2
Coding region: 1-4440 (1479 amino acids)
Molecular function (GO): nucleic acid binding; RNA-DNA hybrid ribonuclease activity
Source: RefSeq, a predicted model, not a curated record
AUGUCGAUUAUUGAAUAUUUAAGUGACAGUGAGAUGUUUGAGGAGCAAGGAGAUGUAGAUAAGACGCAGAAAAGAAUGAGAGAAGAAAGUGAAAGUGAGUGGACAGCCGUAGGACAGGGAAAAGAGAAAAAAUUAAAAGAAAGCGAAAAAAUUGAAGUUUACAUUUCAAGUAAAGAAAAAUUACCUAAACAGUUUUCUUUGGCUAGAAUUUUUAAAGAACAAAACAUUUCGGAUAUUAUUAGGGUAAAAUAUUUAAAUCCAUUUAAAGUCAGAAUAGAUAUAAUUAGCGAGAUAAGCGCACAAAAAAUCGAAGAAUGUCAGUAUUUCAAAGAUAAAAAUUGGCGAAUCCAGAAGGCGUUAGAAAGGAAUUUUUCUUAUGGAAUUAUAAGAGAUGUAGACUUAGAUUUAACGAAUGAAAAAAUUUUUGAAAAAAUUAGAUGUGACUUACCAGCUCAAUUAAUUUCCGCUUAUCGUCUCAGUCGAAGGAAUCUGACAGAACCGGGGUGGAUACCCAGCGAAACUGUAAGGUUGUGCUUUAAAGGGGCUUUCAUCCCUGCAUAUGUAUAUGUUGAAGAAUUGAGAGUCAAAGUAGAAAAUUACGAAUUUCCAGUGACACAGUACUCUCGUUGUUGGAAAUUUGGACAUCGUAAAGUUAGAUGUCCUUCUUUGAAGAUAGUGUGCCCGAAAUGUUCAAAAAAUCACGAAAAUUGUGAAAAUACAAUAUUUAAAUGUGUCAACUGUUUCGGUAAUCACAUGGCAUUGUCAAAAGUAUGCCCUAAAUUCUUAAAAGAGAAGAAAAUAAGAAGUUUAAUGUCUGAAUUUAAUUGUACCUACCGAAAAGCUCUUGAAACUUAUGUACCACCCGAGGUAUAUGAUCAAGAGGAGGAAAGAAAAGAAAACGAAGAAAGAAACGAAGAACAAGAAAGAAGUCGAGAAGGCGAACCUCUACUAUCUCAAACGGAAAACUUAAAUUGUCAAGAUUAUCCAACCCAAAAUAGUAUAGAAAUUUUAUUAGUUAAGCUAUUUAAUUGCGAUGUAAUAGAAAACAUAAUAUCUCUUUAUUGUCCACCUUCGGUCAACACCUGCCAACUUGACUGGGAGCAUUUAUUCGCGUCUUCAAGGAGUAAAACAUUAUUGGUCGACUUUAAUGGUCACCACACAAACUGGUCUAAUAAAAUAGAUGCUAGAGGGAAGCAAAUUAUGGAUGCGUUAAUGUCCGAUAAUAGUUUUGUUACACUUAAUAACGGGGAUAUAACGAGAAUUAAACUUGUAAAUGGUGUGAUACAACAGUCAUUACCUGAUAUUUCGUUUGCUUCAACGGAUAUCGCUCUCAGAUUCGAUUGGAGGGUGUUGAAUGAAACCUUAGGAAGUGAUCAUUGUGUUAUAAAAAUUAAUGCACAUGUAAAAGCAGAACCGAAAUGUAUAUCUCGCAGGAAUUUUAAGAAAGCGGAUUGGAAUUCUUAUACCGAGUUACUUCAAACCUUAUAUUCUGACUUCAUUAUAUCCAACGAUUUACAACACGAUUACAAUAAUUUUAUAGACUACAUGAACAUUGCUGCUGAUAUUCAUAUUCCAUUUGUUAAAAUUUGUACAAAUCCUACAAGUAAUUUCUUGCCUCGCCCUUAUUGGAAUCAAAUUCUUUCAAAAUGUGUAGCAGAACGCCGUUUAGCACUGUCGCAAUUUCGCCGUAAUCCAACUCCCAAUAAUUUGACUUACUUACGGACUAAAAUACGUACUUCUCAAAAGUUAAUGCGCAAAUUCAGAUCACAGUCAUGGCAGGCUAUGUGUUCUUCUUUAAAUGAGUCAUCAACUCAAACAGAGGUUUACAAUAAACUGAAGUGGAUAAAGGGCUACAAAGCAUACGGUAAUUAUAUUGAUAUAGGAAAGGCCAAUGAAUUGUUAAAAAAUUUAGCACCAGAUUACGUACCCACUCACAAACAAUCAUUUUCAUCCAGUAAUAUCAAAUUAGAAUCAGUUAUAACUCUACAUGAAUUAGAAAAAAGCAUUAAAGUGAAGGACACCUCUCCCGGAUGUGACAACAUAUCGUAUUCAAUGAUUAAGAAUUUGCCGUUGAAUGGUAAAGUUUUGUUGCUUUCUCUCUACAACAAGUUCCUCAUUAAGUCAUUUGUACCCAUCCAAUGGCAAGAUAUCAGUAUAAUACCAAUACCAAAACCCGGACGUGAUACACAAAAUAUUUCCUCGCUGAGACCAAUUUCAAUGAUCUCAUGCGUUUGUAAGGUUUUUCACACCGUUCUACUUAAUAGAUUAGAAUGGUUCAUUGAGAGAAACCAUAUUUUACCUGAGACUAUUACAGGUUUCAGAAAAUGCCAUUCAACUCAACAUAAUCUUGCUUCUUUAGUCUCCAGAAUACAGUUAGGGUUUACAGAAAAAUAUAGUACGGUAUGCUGUUUCAUCGAUAUAGACAACGCGUAUAAUAACGUUGAUGUAAAUAGUUUAUUACAUACUUUGGAUAGACUAGGGGUAGGCACAAAAAUCUGCAAAUAUUUAGAAAACUUUCUGAGAGAUAGAAUCCUUAAAAUUCAAACAAAUAAAAAACAAGUUUGUAGAAGUACUAGUUGUGGAUUAGCACAGGGUGACCCUCUUUCGCCAUUACUAUUCAAUAUUGUAACUGCCUGUAUAUCUAAAAGCGCAAAUAACGUGCAUAUUUCUCAAUAUGCUGAUGAUUUCCUUUUCUAUGCAUCGCAUGAAAAUGUAUUACAAGCUGCUGAAAGAAUACAAAUAUCUCUAAAUCUAGUUUCAGAUACUAUGUCAAAAAUAGGCCUAGAAAUUUCACCAAUUAAAAGUAAAGUUAUCAUUUUUAAAACUAGUAACAAACCUUGCAAUAUCGAAUUAAAAGUUAAUGGAAUAUCAUUAGAAAUAGUAGAUCAUUACAAAUAUCUAGGACUUUGGCUUGAUAAAUCUUUAAGGUGGUCCAAGCACAUAAACGAAAUAAGUAGUAAAACCGUAAAAUAUAUUAAUAUUUUUAAAAUUCUAGCAGGUUCACAAUGGGGCAUACAUCCACGUCAUUUAAGACGACUUUAUACAUCUUUGGUCCGAAGUAAGUUAGAUUAUUGUUGUUUCCUAUAUGAUAACAGCGCGCAGAUACAUUUAAAAAAAUUAAAUUUAAUACAAAAUCAGUUUUUACGUAUCAUAGGAGGAUUUAUCAAAAGUACGGCAGUCCAUGUCAUGGAGUCUGAACUACACAUUGAACCACUUUUAUUUCGUAGAUAUUAUUUGGCAGGUAAAUUUUGGCUAAAAUGUAAAUCAACCGCAAAUAGUGAAAUUAUUAGGCUAGUAGAAGAAUUAAAAUAUGCUUGCCAAAGUCUUUAUUGGAGAAAUAAGAAAAAGCCUUUAUUAAUAACAAUCCACGAAUGUCUUAAAGAAAAUUAUGUUAAAGCUAGUAGUAAUUUAGAUAUGUUUAAUUUACAAACAUGGAUGACAAAUUUUGACCUAUGUAAAAUAAUACAACCAACCAUAGAACAAAUUAAAAAACCAAAAAAAAUAUAUGACUUUGAAAUAUUAAGAACUAUUUGUAAUGAUUCAAUACAGCAAAACUUUCCAAAUCACUAUUAUUUGUUUACUGAUGGAUCUAAAAACCAAAGCGAUGUUGGAGCAGCAGUGUUUGAUCCACAAAACGCAUCCUCCGUUAAAUUUAAAAUAGAUUGUAAUAUUUCCAUUAUGCAUGUAGAAUUAAUUGCCAUUGCGGAGGCUGUGUCAUAUAUUAAGAGUGUUGAUUAUAGAGAUUUUGUAGUUUUCACCGAUUCGAGGAGUGCGCUUCAACAUAUUUCUCACUGUGGUUAUCCUGGUUUCCGGGGUGUUCCAAUGGCUUAUGACAUUAUAGAGACUAUAACCGAGCUCCACACAAACAAUAAAAAUGUUACGUUGCAGUGGAUACCUUCUCAUAUUGGCAUUGCGGGAAACGAAAAGGUUGAUAAAUUGGCAAGGGAAGCAGGGAUUGAUGGUAUACCUUAUCAGUGUUUACCUCCCUAUUCCGAUAUUUUAAUUAAGUUGAAAGCAAUUGUAAUAAAAUUUUGGCAGGAAUACUUCGACGAAAGAUCAAAAAGUAAAGGUAUAUGGUAUAGAACCAUACAACCAACCUUAUGCAACCAUCCUUGGUUUCUUGGUGCCAAUAUGAGCAGAUCCGAAACUGUAACUGCCUUCAGGCUGCGAUCCGGACAUAUUCCGUUAAACAGCUUUGCUGCAUUAAUGGGCAAAUCUACUUCACCAACUUGUUUAGAAUGCGAUAAAAUAGAAGAUGUGCUGCACAUAAUGGCUGAAUGCGUCCGGAACGAAGCAGAAAGGGCAGAAUUUCUUGUAAGAAUUAAUGUAAAUACUUUUGAUACUGGCAUAUGGAAUAGUAUUCUUGCCUUUCCAACGUCUGGAGAGGCAAGAAUGCUAUACAGAUUAGUAUUAAUAGGUUUAAGACGUCGAUAUUUGUAG